UCCCGCGGCGCGUGACAUAUCGCCGACGCUCGGCGCGCUCCAGCGGACCAAUGGCGGCCGCCCGCGGCGCGCGGGGUGCCGGGAUGGGGUCCGCCCGCGGCGUGGGGCCCGCUCGCCAGCCCAGGGGUCGCCAUGACUGAGCGGCCCAGGCCCGAGCGAAGCCCGCGCGCGGUCACAUGGGAUCCUGACACCAUUUGGAGAUUCAGAGAAGUAUGAAGAGCACAAAGCACUUGGCUGCCCUCCCGUGGGCCUCUUCCCAGCACUCCCUUUCUAUGACACUCAUGCAUCAUCCUGCAUCCCACGUUCCCUAUGCCUCAUGUCAUCUGUACAUCAUGUGUCUACUCCCCAUGGUCAUGUCAUGGUGUUGUGUACUGGACACAGUUGAAUACUCCCGUCACAUGAUGGGGAAGGCCCCUGAUUGCUGACUCUGCCCGCCUGCCACACUGGCUGUGUCCGGAGCCACUCGGGAUCCAGUCCACACACACCCCUCAGACAGGCCCUGUGGCCAGAGAAAUGCUCCCACGGCCCAAAGCCCCUGCCUCCCCCAGACGCCCCCAGACCCCAACCCUGAGUGAGCAGGACGCGGACCCUGGGCCAGCAAGCCCCAGAGACAACGAAGCCCAGCGUCUGCGCUUCCGGCAGUUCCAGUACCACGUGGCGGGCGGGCCUCACCUCGCGCUGGGUCAGCUCUGGACGCUGUGCCGCCAGUGGCUGAGGCCCGAGGCGCGCUCCAAGGAGCAGAUGCUGGAGCUGCUGGUGCUGGAGCAGUUCCUGGGCGCGCUGCCCAGCAAGAUGCGGACCUGGGUGCAGUCACAGGGCCCCCGAAGCUGCAGGGAGGCCGCCAGCCUGGUGGAGGACCUGACACAGAUGUGCCAGCAGGAAGUUCUGGUAUCUCUGGACUCGGUCGAACACCAGGACUGGAGUUUCGGUGAGGAGGAAGAUGGGAAGAGUCCAAGGUCCCAGAGAGAACCAUCCCAGGCGUCUGAGCUGAUUCUGGAUGCAGCGGCAGCAGCCCCGGCACUCCCUGAGGAAAGUGAGUGGCUGGAGCCCACCCAGCUCCUGCAGAGUCUGCACACCAGGGCGGAGGCCGAGGCGCCCCAUGCCCCUGGCUUGCUGGGGUCCCGGGCCCGCCUGUCUCUGAAGCCAUGUAUCUGGGACGAGCCUGAGGAUCUUCUUGCAGGGCCCUCCUCAGACCUGCGUGCAGAAGGGGCUGUGAUCUCAAGCCUCAAGGGUCCGAGUGCUCAGAGAAUCAGUCCCCGAAGGAGAAACAGGAACACUGACCAGAGCGUCCGCCACCAGCCAUCCCUCAAGCACACCAAAGGUGGCACCCAAGAGGCUGCUGCAGCGGUCUCAGCAACGCUGCGUGGGCCCCGAGGUGGGCGGCCCUUCCAGUGUGCCGACUGCGGGAUGGUCUUCACCUGGGUCACCCACUUCAUCGAGCACCAGAAGACCCAUCGCGAGGAAGGGCCCUUUCCGUGCCCCGAGUGUGGCAGGGUCUUCCUGCACAGCUCUGUCCUUGCUGAGCACGGCAAGAUCCACCUGUUGGAGCCACCCAGGAAGAAAGUCCCCCGGAGCAAGGGCCCCCGGGAGUCCGCCCCACCCAGGGAUGGAGCCCAAGGCUCAGUGGCCCCUCGCAGCCCCAAGAGACCCUUCCAGUGUAGCGUCUGCGGGAAGGCCUUCCCCUGGAUGGUCCACCUCAUCGACCAUCAGAAACUCCACACAGCCCACGGCCACAUGUGAAUGGCCAGCCUCGGGCCUUGGCCACCCGGCCCUGAGUCCCCGGGGGGCACCGAUGGGCACCAGAAGAUGGGGGACAUCCCCCAGCCCCACCAACCCCUGGCCACCAUGGGACUCCUCUUGAAGGACACAGGCUGCUUCUCAGAAGAUCCUGGACACCUGCUCCAGAGCCGAGCAUGGCUUCCCAGGAUCUCGGCCAAGAAGCAGCAGUUCCACAGCAAAACCUGGUCAGUCCUGCACACUGUGUUUUGCAAGUGGCUUGAAGAGGAGUUUCAUUCGCGUCUCGUCUUUCAGAAGCCUUGUCCAGGUCUCCCUGUGAGCACCUGACUCAGGGGCAGACUCUGCCGCUGGGUUUUCAUUUCACUGUGGAUAUCCCUGAGGCCAUGAGGGCGGGAGCUGGCCUGGGCAGCUCCAACUCCAGAGAAGGGUACAGCUGACCCCGGCUGCCCUCCUGCCAGCUCAGCCCCCUUGGAACCUAACAGAUAAACAGGGUUUUGUUUUUUUUCCUUUUUUGGGAAACAUAAAAUUUACCAUUUCAGUCAUUAAAAAUGCACAGUUCAGUGGCAUUAAACACAUUCACAACACUGUGCAACUACCAGCACUCUUUAGCUCCAAAGACAUUUUCAUCUCGCCCAGAAAGAGAGCCCACAGGCCUCAGCACGCCUUCGCCGUUCCGUCUGCCCUGACAACCAGAAUCUGCUUCCUGUCUCUAAGGAUUUCAGGCGCAGUCUUUAGGCCUGACCAAAACUGACCUGCCUAUAUUUUGUUUGACUUACAGAAGGAGUUUUUUUUUGAGAUGGAUGCCAACAUUUGUUUAAACCAUAAAAAUCUGGCAUUCUGGUCUGCCAGGAAGAACCAGAUGGUCUCCAAAGAGUGGGGCCGCCUCUCCUGCUAGACUGGAGCAGAGGUGGGCAGGCGGUGAGGUCACAGCAGGGAGCCAGCCUCAGAUUCAGCGUCUCGCCCAUCCCCAACUCAUUGUUGCUGGACACUUGUCCUCUUUCAAGCCUUAAAAGUUUUUGUCUUUUUCUUUUUCUCCUCCCAACUUCACUUUGAAACACAGUGUUGGGCUGACUGUGAAUCUGCACAGGCAGACAUUUUUCCAAGUCGCCUUCUAACUCAAAAGCCUUUGGACCUACCCACGUCACAUCCGCCUGCUGCUGAUUCUCAACCAAUCUGCCCCCACUCUCGGCCUCUGUCCCCGACGGCCCUCACAGGCUGUGCAGGUCCCACGGACCCGCCGCUGCCUUCACUUCAUCCUCGCUGCCGUGCUUGCCUUCUCGCGCUUGCCUUCUGGAGCGCCCCCAACCGGGCCUCUGGACUUUGCUUCCCCGGCUCCCUCCGGCAUCCCCAGCUUUUCCCUGCAGUCCCCACUGGGGGCUCCUGGCUCUAUCCUAUGCCUUAAUUGCUGAUGGGCUCCAGCUCCCCUCCUGGGGCCUUCUCUCUCAUCCUGCAAAGGAGGAGCUUCUUCUACCGAGCUCAGGAUGGAGGGUGGGGUCUUGGCCCCGCAGUCAGCCCAUUACUCUCGGAAGCCCCCCUGAGCCUUCUCUCAGGGGCAGAUCGAUCAUCUCGCACAAUGGGAUAUGUAGAGAUAGCUCUCCCGAGUGCCCCCACUUGUUGGGAGCCAGGGGCUCAUUCCAUGCAGUUUCCAUCUCGGUCUCCACCUGCUGGAGGCACAAUCACAGCUGUUUGUUGGUGCCAGAAUUGCACAAGAAAGUGGGUGCCAUUGAACACAGGGCAUCAGUCAGGCUCAAGUCUACCUGGGCUGGCCCCACAGACAUCCAUCUUGUGUCCCUCAGUCCUCCAAUUGAGUUUGUCCAAAUAACUCAUCUUCCCUUGUGCAAAAACAACAAAAAACAUGCAAACUGCCUCCCCUCUGGGGUUCCCACUCUCCUCAGAGGGACCACCACCUUCCAAGGCCCCAGAAGGAUUUUUGAUUGCCCUGGGAACCCACCUCCCAACCCCUCUGAGUUCUCUUUUCUCCUCUGCACCAUCAGCCCCAGGCUCUCUCCCCAUUUCUUGAAUGCCUGCAGCUGCCUCUAAGCAAACUCUGCCUCCAGCCCCUUCCCUCUGCCCCAUCCCCAUCCUGCAGCCAACAGGGUCCCUCUAAAAUGCAGACACUGAAAAGACAAACCCCAGCAGGGCAGCUCCAUCGUGUCUUUUGUGGCCCUGCUGCCUCCACAGCUCCCAGCACUGGGAUGGUGGAGGCUGGUGUCCUUAACUCACUGUGUCUCUGCCUAACUCCACACUGCCUCUCACCUUGGCCUCCUCCUGUGCCUAGAACAGUCUCCACUGCCACACUUGACCACACUCAGCAUACAACAGGCCCUGCAGAGUGAAGUGAUGACUCAAUGAGUGAGGGGAAGUCCCUGUGGAGAUAACUGAGACACUGUUGUGGGCUGCAGUUUCCAGCCGGGGAAGCCUCCCUCAACCUCUGAGGGGAGGUGGGCCACCCCUGGAGGGCCACUCUCACGCACUCCACCUUAGCUGACAGAAGCAAGGACGUGGCCCAGGGUCCUGGAGCAGUUGUGGCAGCUGCCGCAACUCUCGAAAGCCACCACGUGGUGUUCUUCGCCCAACUUGCCCAGUCCCAAGACCCUGCCUGAGCUGCAGUGAGACACAAAGCUAGCCUCUCUCUUCUCUUUAGGUUCACCCCAGCUGUGGAAGCCCCAGCACCUCAGCACGCCUCCCUCACCCUGUGCCUUCCUCUGCCAGCACUCCCCAAAGACCCCAACACCCCCAUCAUAAUGUGCCCCAGUCUCCCGUCCUCCAGCCCUUGUCACAGGAGCUGUGAGCCCAGCCCUGGGCACUUAAUGCUCUGGAAGACUAGAGUCUCACAGGUCACCUUUCUCCCUGGCAGCCAGGGUCUCUUGGGUCAGAGGAGGGCUGGACACUGCUAGGUUUUGAAGCUCUCAAAAAAAAAUUUUUUUUUAAGGGAGAAAUAUGUCCAGGGAACUGUAACUGUCACAGUAUAUUUUAAAUGUAUAUGUUGAACAGAUUAGCUUUUUAAACAUUAACAUACAGCAUGACACAGUUCUGCUAUCCAUGCUGUGAUUGCAGGAUUGCUUGGAAGCUGCACUGAUGUGCAGCCCACCUGCUCAUGGUGGGGGUUCCUGUCCCAGGCCACACAGAGAGGCAACCAGCAAUGCUCUGCUUGGAGAUUCGGACAGGAAGCCAAGAAGGAGCUGAGAAGGGCCCAGCCAGUGGUUAUGAAAGAGCAGGAGGUUCAGACCACAGCAAGGGCGGCACCGGAGUAGCCUCCAGCUCGUCUUAUUUGACUGGUAGUGUUAUUAAAGCCUUUGAAAUCCCUACCAGCUUUUAAAAAUCAAGAGAUUUCACACAGAAAUCACGAUCUCUGGGUUCUUUUGAGAAAUCCAGACCUGGGACGCUGGGCUUACCAGUCUGCAAGACCCCACUUGGCUGGAGCCAAGCAGCACCUGCCCCUGUAGAAAGAGCCCGCCCCUGCUGGCAUGUACGGUUUAGAAACCUGGCUGAGAAAAACCGAGGAUCAGAAGGUCUGAGGAAGGAAACAGAGGGGCAAGUGUGAGGGAGCUGGGCAGGGCCGCCUGGCCACCAUCAGGGCUGAGCAAGCUCAGUGUGGCACCACCGACAGCGUCUCACCAGGACUAUCAGACCGCUUGGGAAAAAGACUUCACCAUAAGUUGUGUGUUCAUACCUUUUGAUCCAGUAAAAGGAAACGGGUGGAGGAGGUGGGGUGGGGGCAGGGGACAAAAGAGUAUACAUUUUGUGAAAGAAAAACAUAGACACACAAAAUGUUUUGUGGCAUUUGGGUUUGUGAGUGAGAGAACUGAAAAAUGGCAUUUUAUGUACAAUGGAAAGCCUCUUUACUGCAGUAGAGUGAAAAGCAGGCUGGCUUUCAGUGUGACGGUCACUAAUGUGGGGCUUUACAGCUCUUGGAACGUACAGGACACCCUUAAAAGCCAAGAAGCUUGCCUUUGCUUUGUUUACAUCAGUGCAUUAUGAUUUUGAGCCAUUAUAUCUCUUCAUAAUUGCCACUGUUUUAGGGCUUAUGACAUUUAAAGUCUUAACUUAUGUGUCAACCAGCUAAAUCUUUUCAAGUGUCUGUGUGUGGUAUGAGAAUUCGUAUUGUGUUCUCUGCUGUUUUCAGAGUUCAGUCAAAGAAAAAAAAAUGCCCCUGUCUUAAAACUUUUCCGCAGCUUCAAAUACAGUUCCCAAGCCCAGGCUGAUUGGAAUUAAUCAGUCCUCUCUUAAAAGGGCAAAAGCACAAGGCUCAGCCCUGGCUUUCCCAGCUCCUCUCGCCUGGCUGCUCCAUGCAUGUGUGAUGUAUGCUGGUGAAACGAAGCCCGCUUGAAUGGGGGCUUCGCUACUGUGUGCUGCUGAACCUGGGCCUAGCGCCUGGCAGGCUUUGGUGAAUGUUCAAAAAAUGACAAUUCAUUUCUUGUCCGCGAGAACACACCAGCUUUGAAUAUUAUACUGCUGUUCAAAUGCACAAUUUUGACUACCUAGCAAUGUCCGAAGUCGUCAUAAUUGUUAGUGUCUUGCACAUUAUGUUCCUUAUAACCGUGUAAUAAAUACAACAGGAAGUCUC
This is a messenger RNA of Macaca mulatta (Rhesus monkey), 6304 nucleotides long. It is a transcript of the gene ZSCAN1, whose product is annotated as zinc finger and SCAN domain containing 1. Lineage: Eukaryota; Metazoa; Chordata; Mammalia; Primates; Cercopithecidae. The record is from RefSeq and is a predicted model, not a curated record.